AUGGUCGAGGCCCAGCUAGCUGUGAUUGAGGCCCUGCUAGCGGUGGUUGAGGCCCCGUUGGCGGUGGUAGAGGCCCUGUUAGCUGUGGUUGAGUCCCUGCUAGCUGGGGUUGAAGUCUGGCUAGCGGUGGGUGGGGCCCGGCUAGCCCUUGUUGAGGCCCUGCUAGCAGUGGUUGGAGCCCAGCUAGCUGUGAUUGGAGCCCGGCCAGAAGUGGUUGAGGCCCAGGUAGCAGUAAUUGUGGCCCAGCUAGCUGUAGAUGAGGCCCAGUUAGCCAAAGAUGAGGCCCAGCUACCCAUGGUUGGGGCUCUGUUAGUGGUGGUUGAUGAGGUCCAGGUAGCAUCCCGGGUAGCAGUGGGAGCAACCAAGCAGGGGGCCAGGCCAUCAUUGGAUGAGACCCAGUGA
This is a messenger RNA of Xyrichtys novacula (pearly razorfish), 402 nucleotides long. NCBI's taxonomy places the organism in Eukaryota, Metazoa, Chordata, Actinopteri, Labriformes, Labridae. The record is from the annotation of a GenBank genome assembly.